UGAAGAGAAAAUGAAAGAACAAAAAAAAAUCUUUUCCGUACUCAAAUCCUUAUUACCACCUUCUCCAUUCACCGAAACCCUAAUUUAUGUCAAAAAUGAUUAAUUUAUAGGGUUUCCCAUCUGUUUACACAGAUAGGUUUGAAUUGGAGAAGGUGCAUGCAUAACUUUUAGGAUUUUCAUAAUUUUGAAUAUUUUUCAAGGGGGUUGUUUCCUUUGAUCGUUUUAUAAAUAUGGCUGUUAAUGAAAGAGGUGAGAGGGAUUUAGAACAAGGAUUUAGCCCGUUAAGAACCCGGACAUCAAUGAAUCCGAGAAUGAGUCCUAAUCAUUUUUCCGAGUAUUCUCCAACGCCGUCCCCAACAGCUUCAGCUGCCCCGGCUCUGGUUUUAUCGUAUUCAGGUAAGAGAAUGGAUCAAUCGGCGAAGAAGAAAUACGUAAAACAGGUGACGGGACGCCAUAACGAUACAGAAUUACAUUUAGCUGCACAGAGAGGAGAUUUAAUGGCAGUUCAACAAAUUUUACAUGAUAUUAAUGCUCAAAUGGUUGGUACGCUAAGUGGGGCUGAUUUUGAUGCUGAGGUUGCAGAAAUUAGGUUAGCCAUUGUGAACGAGCUGAAUGAAUUGGGGGAGACGCCAUUGUUUACUGCCGCGGAAAAGGGGCAUCUUGAUGUUGUUAAGGAAUUGUUGCAGUAUUCUACUAAGGAAAGUAUAGCCACGAAGAACAAGUCUGGUUUUGAUGCAUUACAUAUAGCUGCUAGUCAAGGUCAUCAAGCCAUUGUGCAGGUACUAUUAGAUUUUGAUCCAGGAUUAAGCAAAACAGUGGGACCAUCAAAUGCAACACCUCUUAUAUCUGCAGCAACAAGGGGUCAUACAGUUGUAGUUAACGAAUUGUUAUCUAAAGAUUCUAGCUUGGUGGAGAGCUCAAGAUCAAAUGGGAAAAAUGCCUUACAUCUAGCUGCACGACAAGGGCAUACUGAGAUUGCAAAAAUAUUGCUCGAUAGGGAUCCUCAGUUGGCUCGAAGGACUGAUAAAAAAGGGCAGACCUCAUUACAUAUGGCUGUAAAAGGAGUUAGCUGUGAAGUGGUGAGGUUGCUUUUGAAUGCUGAUGCUGCAAUUGUGAUGCUUCCAGACAAGUUCGGCAACACAGCUUUACACGUAGCGACAAGGAAAAAGCGGGCGGAGAUUGUGCACGAGCUAUUACGUCUCCCAGACACCAAUGUGAAUGCACUUACCAGAGAUCACAAGACAGCCCUUGACAUUGUCGAACAACUCCCUUUGUCUGAAGAAUCAUCAGAGAUAAAGGAAUGCUUGUCUCGUUACGGUGCAGUCAAGGCAAAUGACCUUAACCAGCCAAGGGACGAGCUGAGGAAAACAGUAACACAGAUCAAGAAGGAUGUCCAUAUUCAACUCGAGCAAACUAGGAAAACUAACAAAAACGUGCAUGGAAUCGCCAAGGAGCUGAGGAAAUUGCAUAGGGAAGGAAUCAAUAAUGCCACCAAUUCUGUAACAGUGGUGGCAGUGCUUUUUGCGACAGUGGCUUUUGCGGCAAUCUUCACAGUACCUGGUGGGGACGAUGACACUGGGAUGGCAGUAGCAGUGGCCAAGCCUUCAUUCAAGAUCUUUUUCAUAUUUAAUGCUGUUGCACUCUUUACAUCCUUAGCUGUUGUGGUGGUUCAGAUCACAUUGGUUAGAGGAGAGACAAAAUCAGAGAGACGGGUUGUAGAAGUGAUUAACAAAAUGAUGUGGUUAGCUUCUGUGUGUACUACAGUGGCAUUUAUUGCAUCUGCCUAUAUAGUAACAGGGCGCCGCUAUCAGUGGGCAGCAAUCCUAAUUACAGUCGUCGGAGGAGUUAUCAUGGCAAGCGUUCUUGGGACCAUGACAUAUUGUGUGGUGAAGUCCAAGCGAAAUCGAACAAUUCGGAAGAAAGAAAAAUACUCAAGGAGGAGUAUGUCCAAUCUCUCAUGGAAUCAAUCAGAAAUUUCUGAUUCGGAUAUCAAUCCAAUUUAUGCCAUUUAAUCUGAAGCCGACCCCUCACUCGCGGCUUACCUUGUGUUGAAGGAUUUGUUCCACUGUAUAUAAAAUGGGGGUACCGUAAAACUACAGCCAAUGAUGGUAGUUUCAUAAGAGGGACAAAUCCAUCUCUUGAGCAUUUUCAGUAAAUAUACGACGGCUACUAUGGUUCUAAGUUUGUCAGAAGGAACAUAUAUUUGUAAAUAGAACAAGAUUUUGAUCGUGGAAAGGAAGCAGCCCAUGAGCUUGCAGAAGACUAACUUUGGAAUUUUGACUUCAAAGCAUGUCAAAUUGACACGGAAUACUAGGCGGCCAUGAAUUUGAAUUUCUUGACUCUUUGUAGUAGGUUAAAAUCAUAUAUAGUCUAUGUGUUGUAUGCUGCUAUAAAGUUGACACAUACUAUCUCUUUACUUCC
Papaver somniferum (opium poppy) is the source of this 2421-nucleotide messenger RNA. RefSeq names its product ankyrin repeat-containing protein ITN1-like. Gene Ontology annotation, molecular function: protein phosphatase regulator activity; protein phosphatase 1 binding. Gene Ontology annotation, cellular component: plasma membrane. The coding region runs from base 231 to 2012 and encodes 593 amino acids. NCBI's taxonomy places the organism in Eukaryota, Viridiplantae, Streptophyta, Magnoliopsida, Ranunculales, Papaveraceae. The transcript is spliced from 3 exons. The record is from RefSeq and is a predicted model, not a curated record.